UCUCGCACGUUGUUCUCGGAGGUAAAGCGCCAUCUAGCGUUGUCAUCACAGAUCAAAAUGGCAGCGUCAACAGCACAGAAGGUCCAGGAGGUUCGUGAAGUGACAAGGAUCGAGCGGAUAGGAGCGCAUUCUCACAUCAGAGGUCUUGGUCUGGACGAUGCCUUGGAAGCGAGGAAUGUGUCCCAGGGUAUGGUGGGCCAGACGGCGGCCAGGAGAGCUGCAGGAGUCAUCCUAGAGAUGAUCAAGGAAGGUAAAAUAGCAGGACGAGCCGUUCUUAUUGCUGGUCAACCAGGUACCGGUAAAACAGCUAUAGCCAUGGGUAUGGCUCAAGCACUCGGUCAGGACACGCCAUUCACAGCUAUUGCCGGCAGUGAAAUCUUCUCACUUGAAAUGAGUAAAACAGAGGCUCUCACACAGGCUUUCAGAAGGUCCAUUGGCAUCAGGAUAAAAGAGGAGACAGAAAUCAUUGAGGGAGAAGUAGUUGAAAUUCAGAUUGAUAGGCCAGCCACAGGAACGGGUGCCAAGGUUGGGAAGUUAACUCUCAAGACUACAGAGAUGGAAACAGUUUACGACCUUGGAACUAAGAUGAUUGAAUCACUCACCAAAGAAAAGGUCCAAGCAGGGGACAUCAUCACAAUAGACAAGGCUACAGGUAAAAUCAAUAAACUUGGAAGAUCAUUCACAAGAGCCAGGGACUAUGAUGCCAUGGGACCACAGACCAAGUUCGUCCAGUGUCCCGAAGGUGAACUUCAGAAGAGGAAAGAGGUUGUUCACACGGUGACGUUACACGAGAUAGAUGUUAUCAACAGCCGUACGCAGGGAUUCCUUGCUCUGUUCUCAGGUGAUACUGGUGAGAUCAAACCAGAGGUCAGAGAGCAGAUCAAUGCUAAGGUUGCUGAAUGGAGAGAAGAAGGGAAAGCCGACAUUGUACCAGGGGUUCUAUUUAUUGAUGAAGUCCAUAUGUUGGAUAUUGAAAGUUUCUCCUUCUUGAAUCGAGCGUUGGAAGAUGACAUGGCACCCGUUCUUAUCAUGGCCACAAAUAGAGGUAUCACAAGAAUUCGAGGCACCAGCUACCAGAGUCCUCAUGGUAUCCCACUAGACUUGUUGGACAGGCUUCUCAUUAUCUCUACAUCAACGUACAGUGAGAAAGAAAUGAGACAGAUCCUAAACAUCAGAUGUGAAGAGGAGGAUGUUGACAUGUCUGAUGAUGCGUUGACCGUCCUAACAAGAAUUGGGCUUGAGACGUCGUUGAGAUACGCUAUUCAGCUUAUCACCGCAGCAAAUCUUGUCUCGAGAAAAAGAAAGGGUACAGAAGUCGAAGUAGAUGACAUCAAACGUGUGUAUUCACUUUUCUUGGAUGAAUCAAGAUCGACGCAGUUCUUGAAGGAAUAUCAGCAGGACUUCAUGUUUAAUGAAAUGGAAGCAGCUGGAGAUAAUGAUGACGAGAUGGAAACAUGAGAAUAUCUGUUACAGUCCCCUCCUUUUUGUCAACAAUCAUCUAUUUAUUCUCUUCAUGCCUCAGAGAAU
Molecule: messenger RNA, 1527 nt
Organism: Lytechinus variegatus (green sea urchin)
Lineage: Eukaryota; Metazoa; Echinodermata; Echinoidea; Temnopleuroida; Toxopneustidae
Product: ruvB-like 2
Exons: 14
Coding region: 58-1458 (466 amino acids)
Biological process (GO): chromatin remodeling; regulation of transcription by RNA polymerase II; box C/D snoRNP assembly
Cellular component (GO): NuA4 histone acetyltransferase complex; R2TP complex; Ino80 complex
Molecular function (GO): ATP hydrolysis activity; DNA helicase activity; ATP binding
Source: RefSeq, a predicted model, not a curated record